Messenger RNA from Chilo suppressalis (striped riceborer), 14069 nucleotides. Lineage: Eukaryota; Metazoa; Arthropoda; Insecta; Lepidoptera; Crambidae. The record is from the annotation of a GenBank genome assembly.
GACAGUAAUGACAGUGACAGUGUGAUCGACUUUGUUUUGCAAUUUUGUAGCGCGAGUUUGAUAUUUUGCCAAUCAUUUUCGUUCAUAACGCCUGGUUAGUUUUAGCUUGCAUCUUCGCACAAUGGAGACUAACUUACAACACGAAGAUUUGCUUAUAAAAUUACGAGCAAAACUCAACGAACAAAAAAUUAAACUAUGGGAACCUCCAUACAUACUUCCAGACAAUGGCAUAACACAAAGUUUGCAGGAAUUGGCUGCUGGAUAUUCCAAUGACCUAUCAGUUGAUCAGGAAACUGUUGUUGAAGCUCUACGGGAGCUACAAUUACACUCUAUUGACCGUUCUAAGGCUAAUGCAGAGUUUAAGGAGACAGGAUGUGCAACAUUUAGAGUAAGGGCUACCAUGCCCGGUGAGAAGCCUCGUGUGAUGAAAGUGCAACGGAAGCUGGAGAUACUAGGCAGUGAGCUAAUUAAGGCGGUGGCUGAUGGUAUAGGUGUCACUGACAACCGAGUGAAGUUAAUAUUUAAUGGUAAAGUGAUUAACACAACACAAACUCUACAUGAGCAAGGAGUCAAAAAUGGAGCUCAAAUAAUGGCUCUGGUCAUGGCAGAGACUCCUGAGGAGGUGAAGAAAGAAGACACUAUGUAUAUGGAAAUGAAGACGACAAGAGAUGACGCUAUGCUGCUGUCGGAGUGUGUUGAUGACUUCGAUGAUGAUGAUGAGUACAUGAAAUUGGAGGAUCAGUCAGGUAAGGCUGUGCAGUUGCCGGCUUCAGAACGCAAGGCGUUGAUGGUCGGACUGGCUUUACACGAGCGAGGUCGGGCCGCGGCUAAGAAUAAAGAAUAUUCCCUCGCUUUGGUACUGUUGCUGGAGGCUGACAGACAUUUCAGCGACUGCAGUUCCUCAAUCCUGAAUACAGUUGACAACUGGGCUGUACUCCAGUUGGAUAUAGCUUGGAGCUAUCUCUGUCUGAACUCUCUCUCCGCCGCUUCUGAUGCUGCCAACCGUCUUGCGAGGGCCGAAAGAGCAUUCAGGAACACUUAUGGGGAGGAUCAUCAACGACUGAUCGCUUUAAAAGGGACCGCUGCAAACGAACGCGUACUGUUCAUGCGACUCUACCUGCUGCAAGGGAUCGUGGCCUACCACCAAAACAAACGCGCUGAAGCCAGGACCCUACUGGAGAAGGCCGAGAAUGAAAUGAGCUUUUUGAGGGUUGAAGACGGGGCAGUAGCAGGGCUAGUAGAACUAGGCUGGUCGCCGGGCCAGGCCAGGGCCGGACUGCGGGCCGUCAGGGACCCGGACGGGGCGCAUCAAUACCUCGUCAAUGCUACCGAGAGGAGGGCUGAAGCCAGGAGGCUGCAUAGGGAGGACAGGCAACGUCGUCAGCUUGGGCUGUGCCUCGACGGUUCUGAAGUAAAGCAACAGUUUGUAGAGGCGCUCAUCGGGAUGGGGUUCUCCCGCAGACUGGCGACCCUGGCGCUCAGGAACUCCAACAAUCACGUCUCUGAUGCUGUCAGGCUUAUACAGGAGCAACCCGAAAUGUUGGUGGAUAGCGAUGUGUCUUCGUCUGACAGCACGCAGAGUCCCAGAUCCGAUGAAACUGUGGUGGAACCCGAUGAGAAGCUUAUCCUUGAGUUGUCAGCAAUGGGCUAUGAGCUGGAAGAAGCCAAGACCGCAUUGAAAUGGUCCCGGAACAGCCUGGAGGCCGCCGUUGACUUGCUGGUGGAGGGGGGAGGAAAGAUGCAGGCAGAAGAUCCAGCGAACCCGUCCACCAGUUCGGGAGCUGCAGCCAGAAAGAAACACAAGAAGCACAGGAGAGAUAAAAAAAGGAAAGAGCGUCAGCAAGCAUUGGACAGGCUGUCUUCAGCGAUAAAAGCCGAUGAGGACGACCAUCUCGACACUUCGCUCGUGGAGGAGGAGCAGUUCCUGGCUCAGUACAAGUCGCUGCUUUAAACAGGUGCUAAACUCCACCUUAUUAUCAUAACAAUAACGUACAAAGUAGUGUUGGCUGUGUGUUUAUAUAACCUUUCGUAACUUAGACGGGUGCCAUGACGUAAUUUUUUCUCUGUAAUUGAGUUCUUGUCGACAUUCGACGCGUAUCGAAGAUCGAAUUCAACUUCGUGAUAAAGGUACAGUUUACCUUGUAUUAUGUACUACACGAUAUCGAUAAAAAUAUGACAAUAUUACCAGUCCCUGUAGCGUGAGCACCACAAUUUACAUUAUAUCACGCUUUUUAUCGCGUCUAACUGUCAAACUCCAUAGUAAUUUGACAAUGUAUAACUGCAAAAUAAAAGUUGGCAAAUGGCUGAAAGGUAUGGAUUGCGAAGAGACGGAGUGUUUAAUAAAUAAUUAAUUAGAACACUUUAUUGUGUAAUCAAAUACAGCAGCAUUUAGUUAUUGUCGGUUUCUGUAGUUUUUAUAACUAGUUUAUAUAUCUAUAUAAGUAAUCAUGCAACCAAUGUGCGUACACCUAAAUCGGCUACAGUAUUUACGUAUAUAGAGGGGACCCUGUUGCCUGUAAUACAGGUUAUCCUACCACUGGCAACAGAAGUCACCUUUAACAAUAUUUAAGCUCCAAUGUGCCUCUUGUCACCAAUCUUUGUAUUAUUAAUUUAAAAUAUUGUAACUUGCUUUAAGUCAAUAAACGUUUAUUAUUAUAUUAUUAUUUAUUAUAAUGGAACGUGAUAAAAACGAGCUAUAUAUCAUAUCGCGCUGAUCAUGCUAGGGGGGCUGGUGUUCUUUGAGUAAAGUGUUUAUAAUACGAAGUUAUAUUAUAAAAUAAACAGGUGCUAAACUGCACCUUAUUAUCAUAACAAUAACGUACAAAGUAGUGUUGGCUGUGUGUUUAUAUAACCUUUCGUAACUUAGACUUGACGUAAUUUUUUUGUCUGUAAUCGAGAUCUUGUCGACAUUCGACGCGUAUCGAAGAUCGAAUUCAACUUCGUGAUAAAAAGGUACAGUUUACCUUAUAUUAUGUACUCCACGAUAUCGAUAAAAAUAUGACAAUAUUACCAGAUGUUCUUUGAGUAAUGUGUUUAUAAUACGAAGUUAUAUUAUAAAAUAAUAUGCUGUUUUUAUCAUCGACGGAUGAAGAAGUGGUACUUGAGAAAAUUUUACUAGAAAAAAUCCACGCGGACCAGGCAGCAGACGGGAGUCGAGCCCGCACCCUUCGCUAUAAGGGCGAAUGCACUGACCAUUAUGCUACAGUAUUAAUCAUUUAAAAGAAGAAAUAGCAAUUAUAGUUUAAAAGCCAAAAAAAUAAAAUUAUAAUUGCUAUUUCUUCUUUGAAAUGUUUAUUACUUGUAAAGGUAUUAAUUUGACAUUGUGGGUUACCUACAAUGCGAAGAGACUGGCGCUGCCUUGCAGCUUAAGAUAGGCUAGAGAAAAUUCUACACGGCCGUCAGGGCCGCGGUAGCUAAUGGUCAGUGCAUUCGCCCGGAUAGCGAAGGGUGUGGGUUCGAGUCUCGUUAGCUGCCUGGUCCGCCGGCAAGUCUAGCAGUUAAAUGCUUUAAAAAAUGGAAGUGGUACUUAGGUACAAAAAUGUUUAAGAUUCAUAUGAGUUCUCGGAAGUGAAAUAUAUUUUAAUUACAAUAUUAUCUUUUAGCUAUUAUAAACAAUUAAGUGUCAAAUAUAAAUGAAAGGCUCGAUUUAAUAUAAAUUUAUUUAUUUUAAUGUAUUCUUAAUAAAUUCAUACUUCCUUGCAUCUGUUGCUAUUAUAUAUACUUAGUAUUAGAUACUUACUCAUUGAAUAAAUCCAUCCAAUGUAUAUUUUUUCAAUAAAUAUAUCUAUUUUCUAUAUUGUUGUUUUAUUGAAUUAGUCUAGAUUCUAUUUUAUAUUAUUAAUUUUAUAUUAGCAAGUAAAAUAAAUAAUUAAGGCGAUUCAAAUUAUUAAAAAAAAACAUCUUAGAGAAAACUUGUGUCAUGUUAAAUAUUAAGUAUUUUUUGUCAUUUAUAUGAAUAAAAUUAUAUAAUUUUAUAUAAUUAUAUUACAUUAGAAUGGACGCAAAGGACAUGGCUAAGAAACUGCCCUUAACUUGUAUAAAUAUUUUAUUUAUUACGUGUUUAUUAUUCUCAUACAACUUUCGUGAAAUAAUCAAAUAUAUUUAAAAGUAUAAAAAUUGACUUCAUGUCUGUUUAAAAAGCAAAAUGUUCCGUUUUACAAAAUAAAUGAACAAUAAAUGUACACAAAAAAUAUUUGUGGAAGUAUAUCGAAAUAAACAAUAUUAUUUCUAAACUCCUUCAAACUAUGACAUAUUUGGCCUUAAUUUUUAUCAAAACAAAUCACUGAAGGCCUAAAAUUACAGAUUUUAUUAUUCUGAUCAGGCUUGAGGCAAGGCUGUAUGAUAAUUAAUCCUUUAACUUUUGCAAAUGAAUAAAAUAAAACUUCACUGAUUUCCUGUCAGGCCGACGAUAACAAACUAGUUGUAUUUAUUUUUGCUUUAAUAACACUUUUUAUGAAUAGUUAAUCAGAGAAAUGGGAAGAAAGAUUCUAAGAAAAUGCGAAAUUGAUGACUCUGUAAAUAAUUGGCAACAUCUUUUAUCAACUGUAGACUUUCAAGAUUGUGACUUUAUCAAAAGUUCCUGAGCCUUUUUUCAUAGAAAUUAUAAAUAUUCAGCCAUUUACCAUUCAUCAUCAUCAGCCUAUUAAUGUCCCCACUGCUGGGGCACAAGCCUUCCCUAUGAAUGGAAUAGGGAGAUUGGGCCAUGACCCAUCACGCGUUCCCAGUGCGGAUUGGUGGGCGUUAACGACUGCAGAUGCAGCCGGGACCAACGGCUUAGCGUGCCUUCCGAAGCACGGAGGAGCUCGAGAUAUUAAAUUUUUGGUCACCCAUCCAAUGACCGACCACUGCGAAAGUUGCUUAACUUCAACGAUCGCAGCCGAACGCGCUAACCACUUGCGCCAUCGAGCUCCCAUUAAAUAUUACUUAUUAUAGUAUUUAUACAUUGCCAGGGCAGUCGCUCAUACAAAACUUUACCAUGUCCUUUAAAUUGUCUUGUGUUGUUGUUCGUUAGACCAACAACAUCGUUUAUCGUAAUAUUUUAAUGUAUCUAAUAUGUAUUUCUGAGUUAUAUUAGCCACCUUCAAAUUUAAAGAAAAUAUAACUAGAAAAAAAAAAUCCACGCGGACCAGGCAGCAGACGGGACUCGAACCCGCACCCUUCGCAAUCCGGCCGAAUGCACUGACCAAUUAUGCUACCGCGGCCAUCACGGACCACGUCGAAUUUCUUCUAGCCAUUCUUAAGCUGCAUGGCAGCGCCAUCUCUUCGCAUUAUAGUUAACCCACAAUGUCAAAUGAAUACUUUUACAAGUAUUAAACAUUUGAAAGAAGAAAUAGCAAUUACAGUUAUAAUUUUUAUUAUUUCAAAGCAUGUAACAUUUGAAAAUGCAGCUUAAGAAUGGCUAGAAGAAUUUCGACGUGGUCCGUGAUGGCCGCGGUAGCAUAAUUGGUUAGUGCAUUCGCCCGGAUUGCGAAGGGUGCGGGUUCGAGUCCCGUCUGCUGCCUGGUCCGCGUGGAAUUUUUUCUAGUUAUAUUUUCUUUAGAUUUAAACAUCAAGCAGUUACAUGCUUUAAAAUAAUAAAAAUUACACCUUUAAAUAUUCACUAAAGAUUGUCUUUGGAAUUGUUUAUCCUUAAUACAAACUGUAACAGUAUGGGGUGGGACUGAAUAACUGUACCCCUAACACGAACCAUUAUCGAAUUCGAAUAGUUUGCAAACCGAAAUGUCAAUGUCAAAUUUUGUAUGGAAACUUGAACAGCAGCGGCACAAAGUACGUAACGAGAACUAAAAAUCAGUACACAUUUUACAAUGACAUUUCGGACUCGCAAACGAUACGAAUUCGAUAUUGGUUCGUGCUAGGGGUACUGGUGUAAGUUAAAUGUAAUAUAAGAUAUGUGAUUUUUAAUUUUUAGCAGUGAACUUUAUUUAUUUUAUCCGACAUUUCUACCAUAUUUGGAGGUGACGUCAGUAUGAAUAUAUAUAGCUACUAGCUGACCCAGCGAACUUCGUACCGCCCUAAAAAAAUAGGGGUUGUCCAGCGGACAAAAUUGUGAAUCUAAACCAUUCUCAGAUCCCCUUGAACACACACAAAAAAUUUCAUCAAAAUCGGUCCAGUCGUUUAAGAGAAGUUCAGUGACAUACACACUUACAGAAGAAUUAUAUAUAUAAAGAUAGUAUGAUGCGGUUGGAUACAACACUAAUUUUACUGUCCCAAAGCUCACUUUAUCGAACACUAAGAUCAUGACAUCAUUCUUUGAUAUCAAAUUAAGGCUAUCGAUAUUACUCUAUUUCAAAGUAUCGAUAGGAUAUAAUAGGGUAUUUGACAAGUUUUAGAAAAGGAUCUCACGUUAUUGACUAAUGUUUAUGGAGUCCGUUAUUCCCGGAUAUUCAUCAUUCUGUUGUGUAUUUCAGUGAAAAUAACCAAAUCAAAAACUCCGUUUUCAAGUUGCCGUGAAAAUCUUUCUCUGGACAAUAUGGCGUCUUACUAGUGUGUGACGUCACACGACCGUUAUUAAAACGUCAAACAAUACAAUGUAAUGUCACUUUAACCGGAAGUUUACUUGCGUGUGACGUCAUUUUAGGCUCUGCCAAUCCCAGGCGUUUUGGGUCACGUGACAACAGAUAAGAAAACUAUUAUCUUAUUCGUUAGUUUUUCGAAAAAAAAAAUUGUGUGUGUCUGCUCCGACGCACGACCGGAGUUUACACUCUAAAAACGAUUGUCUUUGAACAGACACAAAACAAAAUCAAGUCCGAAGAAGUCGGUUACAAGUAGAGAUACCUCAGGAAUCGUUCCAUGGUUUCGACUAUCAUAGGUUCCAUGUCACACAUUUUAUCAUCUAACAUCAGCGAUAUUCAUCAUAUAUUUUAUUAUGUAUUUCUGGAAACACACAAUUUCAAAAAUAUCACACACUAGUCAUCAUUUUGUAAAUAUGUAUUAUAAUUCCAUCUGUACUGAAAAUCACUAUUCCAGAUUGGUGGACACUUACCGGCAUUUCUCUAUAUUCUGUUAUUUAUUUGUUUUCAUUAAUUUUGCUCCGAUUUUAUCUAUUUUUAGUUUAUUUAUUUUAUUGACAUUUGUGACUACUUAAAGUUUUUUAUCCGUUGCCAUGGCUAAAAGUGAAAGGUGCGCAGAUGAGGUUGCGCACAAAGACGUAACGAGGUCAUUAAUGUCAUUCAUCGAUAGAUUUUACUCCUCACAUUUUUCUCAUACCGGGCACCUUAUGUACGCAAAUCGAUUCUUAAGGAGUAAACUCCAAAUAUAUGAAUAUUUAUUUUGUAAAAAUAUUAAAAACCCCUGCCAAUAUUCAUUCUAAACACAGAUGUUAACAAUUGACACUUUAUUUUUAACACUGUCAAAUACCCUAUUUUACAUGCAACAUUAAUCUUUAGAUCUAUAGCUCUUACAAAAGUCACUUUUCCGUCACGAACUCAAAGAAGACAACGUCAUUCUUUAUAUACUCGAAUUUGUCCAAGCUAGUGUGCGGUAUGAAAAUGUACUGCCGUUUCAAUUGUAGCACUGUUUUGUCCAAUGUUUCCGUGGACCGCGCCCGGUCUAAAGUUUCCGUGGAUCGCGAUUUCUCUCCCUCCUGGUCUACGGAGUCGUAGUCGUGCCGCUUGGAUGAUGAUUUGCGUCUCAAUUGGAGAGACUUUACGAUGUCCAUAGCCUGUUGAAUGUAGAAAAAUGAUUAUAAAAAAACCUUUUGUUCUACGAUUAUUUAAUGUCGCACGGUAAAACUAGUAAAACGGGUCGUGUGACGGACUAUAGAAUAGAAUAGAAUAUAAUUUGAUUAACCCAGAUAUUACACAUUACAGAUAUAAAUAAAAAAAAAAUCCUCAGGGCUAACCAGGACCCUGCCUCAGCAUUAGCUGAUGCGACAUUGGUUGCUUUCCAAUUACAGCAUUAUAGCGCAUUAUGCGGCAUAAUGCUUAACGUUGAGUGUUCCAACUACAGCAACGCUUCGCACAAUUGAGCACUCUCAAAAGUGAUGCUUUCGUGUGAUGCGUGCAAUGGUACCAACUUAGAGACAGAAAAUUAACAAAUGUUUUUUCUUUAAGUUGGCAUUGAUCGAAAUGUUUUAUUUAUAUGUUAACGUUAGUAAUAUUAUGUAUUGUUGAAAAAUUAUUAAAGCUUUCGUUUCAUUAAAUAGUUUUUUUUUAAAUAAUCAAAGCUCAUUCAAACUGUUAAAAAAUAAAUAUAAGUAUGGAUGAAGGUACAAACAUUGACUUUUUUUUUCAACACUGAACUUAGCGCACUCUGCUGGUGCAUUUGAAAACUAAUUCACGUUCCAAUUAAGCAUCAGCAUAAUUGGGCAUUGUGCGGCACUGAGUCGCAUUAUGCUCUGUAAUUGGAAAGCAUACAUUGUGUCGCACCAGCGCUGUUAUUCUGGCAGGGCCUGUUUAGUGACACAAAAAAAAGACAUGUUAAAAAUAAAAUUUUAUUACUUGAAAGGAUGUAUGGACUUAACAUCCUUUGCUUUCAAGUAACAAAAAAUUAAGAUAAAAAAAGUCAAUCAAAAAACACAACACUAUAACAGCAAGCAAAGCAAUGCGAAACAAAGCGAAGCAAUUCAUUUCAGCCUAAAAAAAUCAUUUAAAUUCAAAAUAUACAUGAUUGAUAACGCAACCGCAACCGCCACCCAAAAAUAGCAGUUACUCAUAAUAGCAAUAAGCAUAAGUUAUGUACUGUUAGGGUACGGCCAGAGUGCACUCAGAUUCAGACUCAGAUUCAGAUUUCGAAAACAAGCGCGAGAAAUAAACAGUGUAGUCUAAGCAGGUUGCCUGCUUUUUCUCGCGCUUUGUUUUCUGAGUCUGAAUCUGAAUCUGAAUCAGGAGUGCAAUCUGGCCGUACCCUUCGACUACACUGUUUAUUUCUCGCGCUUGUUUUCGAAAUCUGAAUCUGAGUGCACUCUGGCCGCACCCUUAUUCAGAAACAGGACACACUAGUGUCAAAAAGUAUGAGGUCAAAUCAUGCUACGGACAAUUUGCAUCAAAGCUGUGAAUCAGCUGCUGUGAGGGUAAAACUGUACUUCCAGGGCCCAAAAGGUGAUACUUGUUUUUUUUUGUAGAAAAGGUCUUUAUAACAGAUUUUUUUUCUUCAGGUCACAACACUAACCUAACCUAACCUAGUGUGAAGUAUCAUCACUUGAUAAUAAAAGUAAAAAUUUUCAAUAUUUUUUUCUAAAAAACUACCAGUGCAUAAGUGUGACAUUUUUUUUAAUAAUGUGGUUAACAGAAACCUUUUUAACAACAAAAAUGCGAAAUUACAACCAACAAAACUGUGAUAUACUAUAAUACACAAGAGUUCCUUAGUGACACUUCCUUGAAAAAAAUGGACAUAAUUACGUAAUUAACUUAUAUUUUAGUCUAUUAUAGCACAAUUUAUUAUUAUUGUUAGUUUGACAUAUUGCUUAGUAAUUUUGACAUUUAAUUCUAUCUAUGACUUGUUUUAUUGUAAUUGUAAUUUAUUAAUAUGGAUUUUUAUAUAAUUGUAAACCUAAUUAUUUCAUAAAAAAUAUUGUAUACCUUGUAAUAAGGUCGAAAUGUAGUGACACUAAACUUUUAUCCUAACACCAAUUUGCUGUACUAACCUACAUUUCACAAUAAAGCAUUUGAAUUUGAAUUUGAAUUUGAAGUUUUUACUUUUGGUCCCUGGAGGUACAGUAUAUCCGCUGUGAGCUAUACGCGCAGUGCACGUGGUUUGACGACCCAAAAAGCGAUUAAUCAUCAUCAUCAGCCUAUUAAUGUCCCCACCCACUAUGCGGGCCCAGUGCGGAUUAGCGGGUGCUUUUUGAUCACCCAUCCAAUGAAAGACCACUGCGAAAGUUGCUUAAUUUCAGCAAUCGCAGCCGAACGCGCUAUCCACCCGCACCAUCGAGCUCCUCAAAAAGCGAUACUAUCAAUAUUUAUUUCUUUUUCUUUCACAGUAAGCUAGUUGGAAUAGAUUACUCUAGUAUACAAAACAUCUUAUUUAUCCUUGUUCAUGCGAGAAAUUGCUUGAUUAUGGUAAUGUCGGAUGGUGUGUUUCAUAUCAUAGUUAAAUGACAAUGACAGAUUCUGACCCACCAUAUACAGUAAUGUUAAAUUUAUGAAAAAAUAUAUGCGAUUUUUUUUCUCGUACUGAUUUAAUUAUUACUUUGUAAAAGCGGCGGAUACGAAAUAAAUAUUAAAAUAAUUUGUAUCUACUGUUUCCGUUAGGAGAAGAACGAAAACAUGGCAUCUGCGUUUUGUUUCACGACAGACAAUAAAAUACCAGUCGAGUUUUCGCAAAAUAUCAUUCUAUUUUGAAUAUUAUGGAUAAAAUAAGCAUUUCGGUUAUAAAUAUAAUUAAUUUAUGUUUAUAAAAAAGUUUAACGAUUAUAGUAUCUUGUAUUUUUAAUGUGCAUACACAUUAUUAAGUGGUAGUAAAUAUGUGAAACUAAACGUUACUCUGGAUUGAUAUCCUUUUGAUUGACAUUUCCGUCAAACAAAAGGAUUUGUACGACAUUGUCGUUUGUGAUUUGGAACCAUGUUGAGAUGCAUAAAUUGUUAUUUAUGUGUCGAUAGAAUACAAAGGCAUGUCGUUUAAACACUAUCAGCUACAAUGCGAACACUGUUGAAUAAUAAUUUAUAGAAAUUCCAAUUUUCUGCUCAAAUUGCAGCUCGAGAAACGCAUGAUAAUUGUACUCUUUGUCAGUAUAUUAUUCAAUAACCACAGCUUCUAGAGAAUUUACAACUUUACUAUUUUGAUUCCUAAUAUUAUUAGCUAUGAAAAGUCAUUUAUCGCAUUCGUGUACACCAUUUUUAUCGGGUGGGUUAAACCUCUAUAGAACUUCUGGCAUUGUCCUUUGCAAGCGCCAAGUGAAAAUUUGAAACAAUAAAUAAUACCGGGGUUUCUAUCGGCGGGCUGGUCCUUCAGUCCUAUAGUGAUGCUUAUGGCACAUUGCGACUCCAGUACGCGUCCCUUCGAAUUGGGGGUCUAACUCUACUCUCUUUCUCCUUAACGAACUUUCGAUAACGAAAUUCAAACGAAAUUUAAAUUCGUCACAUUGAGGUUAUACUUAAUUUGGAAACGGCGGGUUGUUGGAGCGCAGAGGCCAAGCAAUUUGUGUGGGACCUGGGCCGCCGACUCAGGCAAAAAACUAAUGACCCUCGCUCCGGGUCGUUUCUGGCACAAAGAUUGUCUAUUGCCAUCCAGCGUGGCAAUGCUGCAAGCAUAAUGGGCACCUUUGCGCCAGAAACGAUACGGGGUGAUAUUUGAAUAUUAUUAGUAUUUGUAUAUUAUUCUUGUACAUAAUGUUAAUUUUAGUUAUCUUAAUAUAUAUAAAUCUCGUGUCACAAUGUUUGUCCUCAAUGGACUCCUAAACCACUGAACCGAUUAUAAUGAAAUUCGCACACUAUGUGCAGUUCGAUCCAACUUGAGAGAUAGGAUAGUUUAAAUCUCAAAUUAUAGUCGCAAUUUUAAUUUAUUGCAAAUUAUUACUUUUGGGCGGUACGAAGUUCGCCGAGUCAGCUAGUUAUAUUAUAUUUUUAAGGUUUUUAGUUUUAGGUUCAUUGUUACAACUUUAUGCAAUUAGAAUGUAUAAUUAAUAAAUCAACAAAUAGUAAAUGAAAAAAAAAAAAAAAAAAGUUAAUUGAAUUAUUCUCUUAAAAAAGAAAGUGUAUUGUUUAAUGUACAUAAACAGUUGUUUGUAUAAAAUAUAUAUUUGUGCAAUAAAGUAAUUGAAGACUAGGUAUUAUUCAUAAUAUAAUAACAUAUAGUAACCAUAUGUAUAAAAGUAUGAUAAUUACUAAUAUUGAUUGUAUGUUAGUCAUUUAAUUUUGAUAACAAUAAAAGGAUUUGAAUGAUAAACUAUCAAAGGAGACCCGGCACUUUUCAUAGAAAAAAUGCUAAACUUGUAUACAGUUGAAUUUGGUCUCAAAAUAAAGCCAAAAUUAUUUGCUACAUAAAACUACUUUUGCCUUAUUUUUAGUGAAUCUUGGAAAGAAGUUAUAUAAUGAUUAAUAUUUUUUGAUAUGGAAACCCUAAAUCUUCAAGGGACAGAAUUUUGCCUCAAAAUAUUACUGAAGUGACUGUACAAACCAUGAUUCCUUUGCUUUUUCUAAAUAAAAAACCAAAUGUCAAUUUGACAAUCCUAAAAUACAAACAAAAAAUCAUUCGCAUUUCGCAUCCGCUCCCGCGUACUGUGAUUGUGAAUGUUCUCUGCUGUGAUUGCCUUUUUAUCUGUUAUUUCUCUUGACGACCCGGCUACAUAUAGAGGUGAUAUUGACAAACCUACGUAUUUGACAUUGACAGCUAGCUGCUGAUGACAAAUAUUGCCAGACUGCGUUACCCAAUUAUGAAACACAGAUAAAAAAAAUAAAAAAGUAUACAACUUUGGCACAAAAUGCCGGGUGUCCCUUAAGCUUUCUAUGAAUAGGCUUAUAAAAUCUACACCUCAGUCUAUAUUCCGACGACAAAUAUUAUUAUAAUCAAAAACGAACCAGUAACAUUGUAAGGAAAUUGCGAUGUUUCGAUCGAAAUUUCGUUUUUCGUUGAAUUAGGGUAGCCUCCUGAUUAUACGUCAUAUGGAGACCUUUCCAUUGGCAAUUUCGAUUUAUCUCUAAAAAAGAUUGAAGAAAAUAUAACUAGAAAAAAAAUCCACGCGGACCAGGCAGCAGACGGGACUCGAACCCGCACCCUUCGCAAUCCGGGCGAAUGCACUGACCAAUUAUGCUACCGCGGCCCUCACGCCCGCGUCGAAAUUCUUCUAGCCCUUCUUAAGCUGCUAGGCAGCGCCAUCUCUUCGCAUUAUAGUUAACCCACAAUGUCAAAUGAAUACUUUUACAAGUAUUAAACAUUUGAAAGAAGAAAUAGCAAUUAUAGUUAUAAUUUUUAUCAUUUUAAAGCAUGUAACUGCUUGAUUAGAAAAAAAUCCACGCGGACCAGGCAGCAGACGGGACUCGAACUCGCACCCUUCGCAAUCCGGGUGAAUGCACUGACCAAUUGUGCGGGUUCGAGUCCCGUCUGCUGCCUGGUCCGCGUGGAUUUUUUUCUAAUCAAGCAGUUACAUGCUUUAAAAUGAUAAAAAUUAUAUCUAAAAAGAUUGUCGAAAUUUUAGGAAGGCCAAAGGCUCAAAAUCUUCAAAUCUCAAAAUUGGUAGCCCGGCGGCCGCGGCCCGACUGAUGUUGGUCGGGCAUUGUAUAUAUGGAGUGUUUUGUAUGGAGUGUAUAUGUGCCUCCGAAUUUCUCUUGCGCGAUGUAGGCUUCCAUACGUUGUGAGCGCGGCACCGGUAGCGCCAUCUCUUGGGGAGGUGAAUGGUUAUUUCCUUCAUGUCGGUUAUAUGCUUAGAUUAAAACAAAAAGGGUAGAUACGGCACUAGCCUCAUAAAAGUGAUCCGCAUGAAUUGUGGUCCACGACCCUACUCGCUUUAGUCACAACUUGACAUGCAAACGACGUACAUGUAAACACCAAAAAGAAAUAUUGCUAAUAUUUUGUGUUUAUAUGACAAAACAACGCCUAAGUGUGUUUUUAAAAAGUGCUCAAAUUGCUCAAGAACUGAAAAUAAAACCCACGGCAUCACUUUUCAUUCGUAAGUAUUAUAAAAUAUAUUUUUUCAUAAAAAAUGCUGUUUGUUUUGAAUAUUAUUCGGUAGUGACGUCGAGUACUGGUCGCGUGAUUGGUCGGUAGUGCAGUGACGCGGAUCUCGCCGUCUCGUUCGCGCUGCCGUUGAAACUUAACGUGCUGUUUCGUUCGGGUCGGUAAUGCAGUGACGCGGAUCUCGCCGUCCCGUUCGCGCUGCCGUGGGAUCAGUUUUUGUUUGAUGCAAGUAUGAGCGUACCGUAUCUACCCUUUUUAUUUUAAUCUAAGGUUAUAUGUGGGGCAUGUAGAUAUCGCCGCCCGCCACAAAAUGAUGCUCAAAAUUUGAAUCUUGAUUGAGAUAAGUUUAAAAUAAUACUGGCCUGGUUUCUAUUGGCUGGCUGGUCCUUCAGUGCUAUGGUGAUGCUUAUGUCACAGGGCCACUCCAGUAAUGCGUCGUGCGGCGAACUAAUUGUACGCACGGUGCAAGUCAUAUGGCGACCUUUCCAUUUGCCUAUACCGUUCAGUUGAAGUUCGGC